Molecule: messenger RNA, 1398 nt
Organism: Cladophialophora psammophila CBS 110553
Lineage: Eukaryota; Fungi; Ascomycota; Eurotiomycetes; Chaetothyriales; Herpotrichiellaceae
Exons: 2
Coding region: 1-1398 (465 amino acids)
Biological process (GO): phospholipid catabolic process
Molecular function (GO): hydrolase activity, acting on ester bonds
Source: RefSeq, a predicted model, not a curated record
AUGCUGUCCCCUCUGUCUUUCCUGGGUGCUUCCGCGCUCAUCAGCUCUGCUGUUGCUGUCCCAGUCAACCGACGGGCAGCAACAUGGCAAAAUCUAAGCUCCAAAAUCACCCAUGUUGUAUACCUCAUGAUGGAGAACCACUCCUUCGACAACAUAGCUGGAUACUGGGACUUUAAUGAUAUUGACAACUUGCGCAACAUCACUUUCUGCAACGAGUUCACCAACCCAAACUGGACGGUCUGGAACGAGCCUUUGCUGAUCUGCGCCGGCAAAUACGAGGCUGAAGUGCCCCUCAAAGACCCGGACCAUAACUUUGCGGGCACCAGCUACGAGAUCUAUCGCAAAUGGCAACCAACAGCUGACGAUGUCCCUGACAUGUCAGGCUUCAUCGAGAGACAGUCCGAAAGGUACAACGCCACUCCAGGAGACUCCUCUUUUGUCAUCAAGGCUUACGACCCCAAAAUGGCGACCACGCUCUCCACAUUGGCCCAAAACUAUGCUUUCUGGGACACUUACCACGCAGAGCACCCUGGACCUACCAACCCAAACAGACAGUUCGCAACCUCAGGUUCGACAUGCGGCUAUGUCGACAACACCAACCAAUCCGCUGGCUGGUUCAUGAACACCACGGGCACGAGCUGUGCAGUCUCCAUCUUUGAGGCCUUGUCCAACAAGAACAUCAGCUGGAAAAACUACUACGAAACCGACAUCAUCGAUGCGUACAUGUAUAAGUGGGUCCAGGACAACGCCAUGGACAGACUCGUGCAUGCGGACCAAUUUUACAAGGACCUCGCCAACAACGAGCUGCCGCAAUUCUCGUACAUCAACCCCGAAUGCUGCACCAUCGACUCCAUGCACCCUACCAGCAACAUGGCCGCUGGAGAAAUGAUGAUCAAGCAUCUCUACGAUGCUCUCCGUAACUCUUCCUAUUGGGACAAUCUCAACUUCGACGAGCACGGAGGUUUCGCCGACCACGUCCCUCCUCCGGUGGGUAUCCCUGCGCCUGAAGACGGCAUCACCUUCUCUGGCAUGUCCGACGGCCACAACGUCACCUACGACUACACACGGCUGGGCGUCCGAGUGCCCGCGUUCGCCAUCUCCCCCUGGAUCUCGCCCAACACGCUCAUCCACAACCAGGGGACCAUGUACGCCGAGAACUCGGCCUACACGCACACGUCGUUCCUGCACUUCUUGCAGGAACUGUGGGGCCUUGAGGGUUUGAACAACCGUGUCCAGUGGGCCAAGACGUUCGAGUACAUCUUCGCCGACACCCCGCAAGAGGGCGGCGGCCUGAUGAGCCUGCCCAGCCCCGUCUGGCACGCUGGAUUCGGUCAGCCGGAGCCAGAUGCCUUCUAUCUGCUGAACCAGGAUGAGGGCUAUUACGCCAGCUUAGCUUGA